AUGGCGGCGGCGGGCGGGUGGCGCGCGGCGGGCGGGCGGCGGCGGCGGCGGGGCCGGGCGGGCGGGGAGGCGGCGGCGGAGGCCGAGGCCGAGGCCGGCGCGGUGCUGCGGCGGCUGCGGGAGGCGCGGGACGAUCUGCUGAGCUCCGGCUUCUGGGCGGCGAGCGCCGGAGCCGUGCGGGCCCCGCUGGGCGGCAGCGCGGAGCCGCCCGCCCGCUGCGUCUGCUACGGCCUGGGGCGGUUCGGCGGCUGCCCGGCCGCCCGGCACCAGCUGGCCUUCCUGCUGCUGCUGCUGGAGGAGCUGGGGGUGCCGCCCGGCCGGUGCUCCCUCUUCGACCCCGCCUUCUCCGCCCAGGAGGCGGCCGCGCUGGAGCAGCUGGGGCUGCGGCUCCUCCCGGAGAACGAGGAAGGGAAACACGGCGUUGAGGGACCGGCCACGCUGUUCUACAUGGUGCACUGCGGGAAAGCCCUCUACAACAACCUCCUCUGGAGGAACUGGUCCGCGGGGGCCCUGUCCAAAAUGGUCAUCAUCGGGAACAGCUUUAGGGGGAUGGAGGAAAGAUUGCUGUCAAGAAUACUGGAGAGAGAUUAUUCUUACAUAGCAAAGGUCUUGAAAGGGACAGAGGAAGCGGCACUCCCUGCUCACCCUCGGUACCUGGACACCUUUAACGACACCUCCGUACACUGGUUUCCCUUGCAAAAACUGAAGGAACUCUCCCCUGAGGUCUGGGACUUUGUGGAGGAGCCGACGUACCAAGACUGUGACGACUUGGAAAUCAUCAGAAAGGAGGACAGAGCUGCCGUGGAGCCCUGACCGCUCUCUGGGGCAGGGGGGCUCGGGGCUCCGUCCCUUCCCACGGCAGCUUCUGUGCAGCCGAGAUGAAGCUCAAGCACCAACAGUGUCGUCGUGCUCUGCCAAAAACAGCAGCACCCGAACACUGAAGGUGAUGGAAUGUUUUUGUAUCUUAAUUAUUUAAUAAAAGCUAGAGCUGUG
Molecule: messenger RNA, 993 nt
Organism: Gavia stellata (red-throated loon)
Lineage: Eukaryota; Metazoa; Chordata; Aves; Gaviiformes; Gaviidae
Gene: SRRD
Product: SRR1 domain containing
Exons: 7
Coding region: 1-813 (270 amino acids)
Biological process (GO): microtubule-based process
Cellular component (GO): nucleus; cytoplasm
Source: RefSeq, a predicted model, not a curated record